UCUCAGGAAGUAAGUUUCUCGUUUGAUACGAGAAAAUGGCAAGAAAUGUCUUUGUAUUGUUACCAAAAUAUAUAAAUGAAUGUGCUCUAAAUUCUGAAUUACAAAACUAAAACACUAUUACAAUAUUCUACAUCUGUGCCCCAGGUAUGCUUUUUUAAAGAAACAAAAUCAGUAGGGCCAUUUGGUAGCAGAGAGUAGAAAUUUUGAUUCAGGGGACGCUACUCUAAAAAUGUCAACAACAAAAAAAUGUAAAAUAAAUUGGUCUUAAAAUUUUUGUUGAUCUUAGCUCAUAAUUAUGGCUAGAAAUUCGAACACUCAAGAAAAACCAAUACAUUGCAGCAUUAAGAAUACUGUCAGUCUUUUAGUAGGUGACCAUAAGCAUGAUUUUAGCUCAGGUUGUAAAAUGUUUGAUGUCACUUUUCCAAAUGUAAUCAAUCCAGAGGAUGAUUCAUUUAUAAGAGAGAUAGGAGAAAUACAAUUUAAGAACUACUAUGUUGCACACCUCACCAUCCGAGCCAAGUUCCGCUCCCCAGAUUUCAAUGGACAAACAGGAGACCUAAAAUGGAGAACAUGUGUUCGGAGAUUUCAAAUGAUGCCUGAUCCACAUAGUGAAGAUGGAUCACAUAGCUAUUUCUAUCUGAACAGAAAACACUUUAAUUUUGAUAUUGUGAAUUUAUCAACACUGCGCUUCAUUCUUCACCAACCAUCACCAGUUUGGAAAGAUUUUAAAUUAGAAGAUCUACAGUUCUUCAGAACUUCUCAGGCAUUGAAACCUUUGGAUCUGCCAUCUUGGUUGACAGCUCCAGAAGAAACAACAACAGAAGAGCCAGCAGCUGAAAAACCCAAACUACCGGGAGUUCCAGACUUAGAUGCAUUAUCAGCUCAUCUUCAAGAACUAUGGGCUAUGGCAGAAGAUGUGUCUUCAAAUCAGAGUACUGUCCCUUUGGGCAGAUAUGAUGUGGAUGGGUGUUAUGAUGUCACUCUUCUGUCCUAUACAUGAUACCAUAUAGAUCACAGUUAUUGUUGUUAUAUUUUAUUUUACAAGAAUCUCCUUUUGUGUUAUGUGUUUAUAUUUAAGACAUUCCAAAGACUCCUAAUAUAUACCGACACCUGACGUUACCGACACCUGACGUACACAUCAUCCAUUGACUUCAUCAUACACAGGUGUACAGGACUAUUUGUUUGAGGGCAAGCCUGGAAAUAAGGCAUCUGUCACAGACAAUGUCAUUUUGUCCGGCACUGAUUUGUCUUUUUUAUUGAUAUUUUUAAUACAUGUCCAGCACUAAGUUGAAAAUGUCAGGUACUAUUUCCUUUGUGCCUGACAUUUUGUCGGGUACAUUUAAAACCAUUAUUUCCAGGUCUGUUUGAGGGAGUCACAGGUUCACUCAUAGUUCUUUAUUUUUGCUGGAAUAUGACCAGAGACAUGAGACACACCGAUAGCCGAAAAGUGAUGUGAAUAUUGAUAAUAUCAGUGCGAUUCUUGAUACUAUAGAUUGAAAUAUUAGUAUCUGAAGAUUGUUCUUUUGAAUAGUUAUUGUAAUUAUUUCCAGAAUUUUUGAGACUGUCUUGCCCGACACUGUAUCCCCUGGCCUGUACGCCACCAACUUUUUAGGAUCUGACAAAAUCCAGUGUUAAUAUUGAAGUAAUGGUUUAUGAGACAAUCUCAUGGUUUCAACUGAGGAGCAUAGAAAUUUAAUUUAUUUUUACAUGAUCUUUAUUGCUUUAUCAAAUGUUAUAUUUGCUUUAAAUUAUAACAUAUUUAACAAGAGAUGUAUUUGCUCGAAGGUGCAUUAAUCCACUAUUUAUUAGGUGAAAAGCUCUACAAUGGAGCCAUAUUAAUAAUUGAUAACAGACAGUCACCCAUCCCCUGAAAACAAAACAUGCUCCAAAUUUUGUAUUAGUGAACUUAUGUGGAAGCCGUUUUAUGUUAGUCCCGAAAUGACCUAGUUUGUGUGGAGUGGAGUUAAACCCCAUCUCUCUCUCUCUCUCUCUCUCUCCAAAAAUAUCUGUAUAUGGUAAAUUAUCAAAUAAUUUAUAUUUACUACAAAAUAAUUACCCGCACAUUCAUAAUCUAUAUAUUUAUAUGAUAUUGUUGAAGCCAUUUGUUUUGCCUGGAGGACUAGAGUCUUUGGGCUCAAUAUCAAAUUAUUUAUAAAUACAAAAUAAAUAUUAACAGUACAUUCAUAAUCUAUAUAUUUAUAUGAUAUUUUCGAAGGGUUUGUUUUGUCUGGAGGACUUCACCACAACAAAAGAUUUUGACUAGAGUGUGUGGGUUCAAUAUCAAAUUAUUUAUAAAUACAAAAUAAAUAUUACCAGUACAUUUUAUAGUCUAUAUAUUUAUAUGAUAUUGUUGAAGGUGUUUCUUUUGUCUGGAGGACUUCACCAACAAAGAAAACGUUAUGACUAGGGUGUGUGGGCGGGGACAGCCCUGAUCACACCUAAUCAUAUUCCAUCUUUAUUGAUUAAUAUUACCCUGUGCAAUAUUUUAUAUCAUCAUUCUAGGUUGUGAGUAUUCUGCCAUUCAUCUUAGACAAAUAAUGUGGGAUUAGCCGGAUUAUUUAAUAUAUAUUUGCACAAAGUUCUACAAAUAAUUGAUUAAGAGUAUAUUUAUUUGAAUUAUUAAAGAUAAAGGGUGGUUUUUUUUUUAAA
Molecule: messenger RNA, 2649 nt
Organism: Patella vulgata (common limpet)
Lineage: Eukaryota; Metazoa; Mollusca; Gastropoda; Patellidae
Product: nicolin-1
Exons: 8
Coding region: 296-1000 (234 amino acids)
Cellular component (GO): nucleoplasm
Source: RefSeq, a predicted model, not a curated record